ACAACACUCGUCGCUGCUCGGCCAAAUAGGUGAGGCACCUGCGGGCCCAAAAACAAAAGAAUCAGUAUGAAUAGUUUAGCAGGUGGAACAAGCUGCCAUCGAUUUAACGACAAACACAUCAAAUACGACAUCGAAGGAGACCAAGGCAUGCAGAGAGUAGGAUUAGGAUUCAAGGCAGCCGCUGUCUGCUUGUGGCUGGGCCUGAUCCUUGGCAUCAUUGGAUCGGGUUCGGUGCUGGCCCAGGAGAAUGCACAGCUGCAGAUACCGCCAUCGCUGAUCGAAUGCUAUAAUUCCUCGUACUUUAUGAAUCGUGACAAUCGACUGCCGGCCAACAUGGACACGCUAAUCUCACUGAUCGAGAAGGUGGAGCAGAGCUAUGCGGCGACUGGUUACCAGGUGGACAUACGAACCGUAUCCGUUGCACUCCUGCACCGAUUCCGCCAGGAUGGCAUUAAGCGGGCACCAGGCGUGAAUGCCGUUCAGGGUGUUAUCCCGUACAGUCCAACAGGCUUUCAGUUUCCCAAGUUACGGAUUCUGCUCUCCCGGCUGCUGCCGGGCAAUGCGAAUAAUUUCCCAAACAGUUCGUUGACCAGCACAGAGCGUUGUUCGAUCCACUUUAUGCUGUCCAGUACGUUCGACACACGCCAGCGUGGAGAUGAGAACACGGUCUGUGGUCAGUUGUCACAGUAUCGGUCUCAGCGCUUGCCACGUGCCCUGAGCAGGGGCAAUAACUUUGUCGGGGAUGCCGAGUGGCUGAGUGACACUCGUCCGAAAAGGGCCAACUAUGUGCAGCAGAAGGGCUCACAGGCUCUUGACUACGACUCCGAUUGGGCGUACGCUGGAAAUGAGGGCGGCACUAGUCAGUGUCCCGUCGAGGAUGGCGUUGUGCGCACCCCUUGGGGAACUGUCUCGGCGGGCACUCUGAUUGCAGGUGUCGCCACCGGCUUGCAACAGCAAAAUGUACCGUUGAACACGCUGCUCCAGUUGGCCACACAACGUCGUGGUGCUGGUGGUGGUGGUGGACGCACUCAAUCCCAGACAACGGCGUCGUCGGUGGACAAUCGUUGGGCGGCGACUCUGGCUGGUGAUUUGGCCGAGGUGACGCUCGUCCAGGUGCCCGUCUCCGUUAAUAAUGUGGCCACAGUUGGUGCCACCGGGGGCUGGAAUGAUACCGUUCUGCCGCACUGGUAUUUCCUGUCACAACGCAACAAUUUGGAGGCAACCGAUGCAGAGAUUCGUGGUGGUCUCGAUGGCCUCAUCAUUGCCAUGAAUGUGCAGCAGUGGCGCACACAAGCCUCCGGCCUGAAGCUGUCCCAGCUGCUGCGCAUGUACUACUCGGCGACGGGUGUGCUCAGCUCGGGGAUUCAGGCGUGCAGUCGCCAACAGCAGUUCCCCAAUGUAGCACCCUCUCAGCAGAUGCAGCUGCAAACGAGCGCCUUUGCCCAGGUCCUCGAUCGCGAGAUGCAACUGAAGGUCACCCUUGAGCCAGCCGCCAUCGCAGAGUUCGCCAAUACAGCCUCCCUCUCACUGGUCACCUAUGUCCCGCAAUCCUUGAACGAUGUCUCCUGCACGGCCAGCAAUAAUCAGGAUCUAUCCGACAUCAUUACGCCCAUGACUAAUUUGUACGUCUUUAUGGACACCACCUGGCAGUAUAGCACCAUUGUGGACUAUCUAGCCUACAUCCUGCAGCAGCUGAAUAUUCAUCCACAUGCCAGCUCGGUGACGAUGCUCUCCGCCUACGAUGGUUCAAUCAUUGUGAAUACCACCAACUUGAUCACCGACUUUUAUCAGCAGUGGAAUUAUACAAUACAGUCGCAGCUGCAACAGGGCUUCAAUCUGCCGAAUGUGUUGCGCAGCAUUCAGAAUCUUACCCAGACUCUGUUGAAUGAGGAGCAGACCAACUCCUCCGUUAGCGGUCGUUCCCUGGUGGCUCUGAUCAUGCCCAAUCAGGCGAAUGUCAACGAUGGCGACUCCAACUAUGUCACAACUCAGUUGCAGUAUAUCUACGAGCAGAUACCCGAUCUACGCUUCAUCUACUAUGGCGGUGGCAGCAUUCAGCGCUUCAGCAAUUUUGUGCGCGAUAGUGCCAAGGAUCUGUUCCCUCUGAUGACGGGCAGCACGGUGGCCACCUCGGCAGGUCCAGUUGCCAGGCGUAUCGCGCUUAUACCUCGUCGCAUCAUCAAUCCGCGCUGUGGCUCCGCAUGGUAUACGAAUAGCUGGGGCACGGAUCAGAUGUAUCAGUAUAUUCGCCCUGGCACCGCCAACUUCUAUCGGGUAGCGCCCAACUAUUUCUUUGGCAGCGGCGCAAAUCGAGUGGUGACCAUUCAGUCCCAGAACGGUGGUAGCUUCACAGUCUGCUCCUCGCGCACCUACGAGUGGCCCCAGCAGAACUCAACCGCCAACGGCAACGGUGGCGGCACCACCGGCACCAACAGUGGCUCCACAGCGGAUCAGAGCUGUGUGCAGAUCAGUGGCAACAGUUACUCGUACGAUCUGUCCAAUGCCUGCAAUGGCUACUACACCAUCACCCAGUGUCCUCCGCUCUAUUUGUCCGUCCAGCCGGGCACCACCAGCACCACAUCCUGCACCCAGGAUGAGUGCCAGACGCCCGAUCAGUGGCGCUACGUCGUCUCCGUUGUCAAUAUGGGCUGCUACAAUGGUGUCUCCGCUUUGACGGCCAGCUUCUUUACCCUUCUGCUGGCCCUGCUGCUGCAGCAAUCCUUGCAGUAAACUCUCCAAGUCAGAGUGAGCGAAAGAGACAGCAAGCGAGUGAGAGAGAGAGAGAGACAGAUGUGUGCAUUAGUAUUAGUUGCCGUCCCAGUUUAGACGAGUUCAAAUUACCAUCCCCCCUUCCCACCCCCUCCACCACAUUCCACACACAUUUGUCGUCUUAAAUUAUUAUUAUAAUGUUUUUUAUUUAAGUUGUAAGUUCCAGUGCAAAAUGAAGAAAAUUAAGUUGCAAAUAAAUUCCCCACUAGAACUAAACUGCA
Molecule: messenger RNA, 2990 nt
Organism: Drosophila grimshawi
Lineage: Eukaryota; Metazoa; Arthropoda; Insecta; Diptera; Drosophilidae
Exons: 6
Coding region: 67-2730 (887 amino acids)
Source: RefSeq, a predicted model, not a curated record